UCUCACACUGUAUAUAAAGCUUAACCAAGCUGGGAACUAAGACAACAAACUCAACACAUACCAAAGAUUCAGAGAAAUAUUUUGUGAAGUCAUUAAUUCUUAAAUCUUGUGAUUAAAGAUGGCCAGCAACAGCAGUUCAGUCUCUUCAUCAGCUAAAAGGCUAGAUGGUAAAGUAGCAGUCAUCACUGGAGGUGCAAGUGGAAUUGGUGCUACCACUGCAAAAUUCUUUGUCAAGAAUGGGGCUAAAGUUGUAAUUCUUGAUGUUCAAGAUGAUGUUGGCCUUUCACUCUGCAAUGAAAUCGGCACAGAACACAUCUCGUACGUCCAUUGCGAUGUCACCAACGAAAAACAAGUUGAGGAGGCUAUUGACGUUGCAGUGUCAAAGCAUGGGAAGAUCGACAUUAUGUACAACAAUGCAGGCAUCACAGGAAGCAUGGCCCCAGGAAUUACCACCAUAGAGUUAGAAAACUUGAAAAGAGUAUUCGACAUCAACGUGUUUGGCGCCUUCCUGGGCGCCAAGCACGCGGCCCGCGUGAUGAUCCCGGUUAAAAAAGGUGUCAUCCUAUUCACCGCGAGCGUGACAGCCGUGGUAGCCGGGAUGUCACCUCACACUUAUGCUUCGUCCAAGCACGCCGUUAUGGGGCUAAUGAACAACUUGUCUGUGGAAUUGGGACAAUAUGGGAUAAGAGUGAAUUGCAUUACACCAUCUGUUGUGGCUACACCAAUGUUAACUAAUUUUGUUGGUGGAAUUGAUCAGAGUAAAGUGGAUGAAGCACUUAUGAAAUCAGCUAAUUUGAAGGAAGCAAAAUUAGAGACUGAGGAUGUUGCUGCAGCUGCUGUUUAUUUGGCAAGUGAUGAGUCUAAGUAUGUGAGUGGAUUGAACUUAAUGAUUGAUGGAGGUUAUAGCAAAACUAAUCCACUUUUUGCUAUGUGCAUUAGAGAUAUUCUCAGUGGCUUUUAAGAAGAAUUUUGAGACUCUGUUGUCUCUAAUAAUAUGUUGAGGAUUUGCAUUUUUUAACUUGAACACUGUCUCCUUGUCAAAUAAAAAAAAAUUGAGUUAUUGAUUUAUGUA
Molecule: messenger RNA, 1072 nt
Organism: Lycium barbarum (goji berry)
Lineage: Eukaryota; Viridiplantae; Streptophyta; Magnoliopsida; Solanales; Solanaceae
Product: short chain aldehyde dehydrogenase 1-like
Exons: 3
Coding region: 119-961 (280 amino acids)
Source: RefSeq, a predicted model, not a curated record